This is a messenger RNA of Notechis scutatus (mainland tiger snake), 1298 nucleotides long. The record is from RefSeq and is a predicted model, not a curated record. Lineage: Eukaryota; Metazoa; Chordata; Lepidosauria; Squamata; Elapidae.
UGUGUGUCUGUGUAGCAUUUCUAACUCGCAGGCUUCAGACAGCGUCCUGGAAGCUGUGACCUCCAUGCUGAAGAAAUACCCCUUUGACUUCCGGGGAGCCAGGAUCCUGAGUGGAGAGGACGAAGGCUUGUUCGGGUGGGUCACCGCUAACUACCUCCUGGAGAACUUCGUCAAGUACGGCUGGAUCGGGCGCUGGAUCCGCCCCAAGAAGAGCACAGUGGGGGCCAUGGACCUGGGUGGGGCCUCCACCCAGAUCACCUUCGAGACCACGGGGGCCAUCGAGAGCCCCUCCAACCAGGUGACGCUGAAGCUGUACGGGCAGUACUACAAAGUCUACACACACAGCUUCCUCUGCUACGGCAUGAAUGAGAUCCUCAACCGGCUGACCUCCAAGAUUCUGAAGGCUAGCGCCUACGCCCUCCGACUGGACAACCCCUGCUGGCCACAGGGAUUCAAGCGCAGCUUCCCCAUGGAAAGCAUCUACGGGUCGCCCUGCACCCGCACCGAGAAGCCCUCCAACUAUUUCCCCAUGGCCAUGGUGAACAUGAGCGGCUCUGGAGACCCUGCCCAGUGCUUGGCACACGCAGAGAGCCUCUUCCGGUUCACGGACUGCCCUUAUUCCAGCUGCUCCUUUGACGGGGUCUUCCAGCCCCCCGUGCAGGGAAACUUUAUCGCCUUCUCUUCGUUUUUCUACACGGUGGAUUUCCUCCGGUCAGUGAUGGAGAGACAGGUAGCUACUCCAAAAGACCUCAAAGAAGGCGCGGAGGCUAUCUGUACCACCCCGUGGAGUGAGCUGCUCAGGAAGGAGCCAAAUCUGGAGCCCUUUUUGCAGAACUACUGCUCGAUGGCCACCUUCGUCUCGCUGCUGCUCACCCGGGGCUACUCCUUCAGCAACACCACCUUUCCCAGCAUAGCCUUCCAGCAGAAGGCUGGGGACACGACCAUCGGCUGGGCGCUGGGCUACAUGCUGAACCUCACCAACAUGAUCCCGGCGGAAGAGGCCAGCUUCCGGAAGAGCACCAGCUUCGGCCCCUGGGUUGGCCUCGUCCUCCUCUUCGUCGCCGUCCUCCUGGGCAGCUUGGUCAGCAUCUUCUGCCUGCUGAAGUCCUCCAAGGGCCGAGGGGCGGUGUAAGACCUCUCCUUUCCCGCCUUCCCUGGUCUUUCACUGGGAACUCCAGCCUUUUGCCAAACCUCAGGAAGGAAGAAAUCAAGACAAACGGAAGAGCCAAUUCUGCGCGGGGGGAGCAGACGGUGCCUCGCACGGAUCCUGGGCGUAUGCAGCCCCGCCCCCAAUUUCC